Molecule: messenger RNA, 3862 nt
Organism: Linum trigynum
Lineage: Eukaryota; Viridiplantae; Streptophyta; Magnoliopsida; Malpighiales; Linaceae
Source: the annotation of a GenBank genome assembly
UACACAAUAAUUUUUGGUGAAUUCCCAAACAAGCACCUUACAUGAAAAGAGUUAAACAUGUAUAUUUUCACGAUUUUUGUUGAUUUCAUUUCUCCUUCUAGUCAAUUUAUUCCAGUACUGAAAUGAAAAAUGAAAAAAAAAAAAAACACUAAUUCUCCCUAUUGUAGUUACGUUAAUCUGUUGUAAUAGUGUUGCCUUGAUGUAUCCCCAAAAUUGUUUUCGUUCAAAUUAAAUACUGUAAAAGAAUUAGGCCCAUCUUUUCGUAACCUUAUGUGACUUUCAACACACCAAAUCGAUCGCAUUCUAUCGAUUCGAAAGAUUAUAAUUAUUAAUGUUAAGUAGUUGUGGCCUGUGGGUGACUUUAUUAUGAGUUAGAUAACUAGCUAGGCCUUCCUACUAUUGUAUCUAUAAUUUCAAUAUAAUUGUAGGGACGUACAAAGAGUACUUCAUUAUGAUUUAUGAACAUAUUAUAUCUUGUUUAUUGUUGAUUUUUUACUACAGUAUUAAUUCGUUAUAGAACAACAAUCCCCAUCCAAAACGAAAAUUUCGAUUUUUUUUCUUACAAACACAACAGAUGAAAAAUGAUACGUGAAUCAACUGGACCAUUCCAGCUGGAGAUCAAUCAUCUUUAGUUUGUAUUUCUCUUUCUCUCUAUAUUUUUCUAACUAGUUAAAGAGCCACAUUUCAUGUUUUUUUUAUCUUUAACUUUUAGACAAAAAAAUUUUUUGUUGUUGUUGUAAUUGAAGGACUACAACUUCGACGUGGAUUAUCCUAACUGUCCGGUGCAAUUAUUGGCGUUCGAUUGAAUUCAUCAUUGCCCAUGUCAGGAACGAUUCAUGCACGAAAAGUCUAGCUAAGAGCUCCAUCUUUUCUGCACAUUCCGUCCAUGGAUCUCCUGUUUAAAUGGAAAACUUUCUUUUGAACUUCUUUUUUCUAGGAUAAAAAAAAAAAACAGAUAGAGAAACAAUAGUGCCCACAGCUGUAAGGGUAGAUGGCGUGUUUUUCUCUCAACCGUCUACGUUAAUGUUAAGUUUUGGGUUGGCGGGUCUCCGUACCGAUUUCCCGGCAGUCUUUACAGCAAUUUCGCUGGUUGGUAGGGACGCCGGCGGCUCCUCAAAAUCAGUACAGUAUUGCUGCUUUUCUUACCAUGUCGACCGGUUCUAGAUUAAUUAUCAACUUGAAGAUUUGUCUCGAGUUAUUAAUAAAAUUAAAUUAUCCUACCUACUAACUUUUCUUGAUCAUUACCUUUCAGAUCUUUUAUCCACUCAUUAGUAUCACAAGACACAAAAGUAUCAUGUCCGCAAAUAUCCAAUGUGAAAAGUGUCUAUUAGUUCAGUAAUAUUUGUGACUGAACAAAAUAGUUUAAUAGCUGUUUAAUUAGUCUGCAAUUAAUCUAGAUCUCGAUGUCGAUCAAUCAAUAAGGGUCUAAUAAUCGAAUUGGAAAAUCGAAAAACUCAUACACGUUAAAUCUUUUCUUUUUUUUACCAAUUUUGUGGAAAAUAUUAGGUACGAAUACGAAAUAAAAACGCCAAAACAUGUAUCAUUGUCAUGUCGUCAUGAUUGAAGAUUAGAUUAGAUUAGAUACCCCAAGUCUAGCUAAGUUUGGUGUGGUAUUAGCUCUAACAGUCAAUGUGGGCACAUCCUAUAUGUCCAUACAUGUGUGUUGGGGGACAUAUAGUGAGUGGCCCAAGCAAGGAACUAGGAAGCAGGCUUGGGCCCGGAGUGUGGGCCUGGGCCGAGAAAAGGGCUAAAGGCCAUGGCCCAAGUGGCGGAACCGGGCCCGAAACAGGGCGCUGGACGACAAAAGAGAAGUAACGGCCAGGGACGUACGGAGGGGACAGGAGGUGGGGCCAUGCGCCUUCGGGGCCAAGAUGGUUGUCAGAUGGCAGGGCGCCUGAGGAAAGGAGGGUACAGUGCAUUUAAUGAGGUGAUGACGUGGGGCGGAUUUGGGGGGCACUGGUCGGCCCUACCCCGAGUAUAAAUAGUGAAGUGGGUGGAGCUCAUUUACUCAGGUUCCAACUUCUCUCUAAACUUACAUCUCACUUCUCUCACUAGAAAGUUCGUUCUAACUUGGGCGUCGGAGUGCUAACGACCCCAACCAAGGGGUUCGCUGGGCGCCGUGGUGUGCAGGUUACGGACCGCAGGGAAGACGCAGAGGGGUCUAAAGAGGUGUGGGAACCAUCUGGGGCGUGGAGGGUACGUGGCACAAACAAUGUGUAACAUUUCCCCAUUAUUAUAAUAAAUAACCAUGCAGCUUGCAUUAAUAUACAGACUUUAGUGUUGUUCCAAUCAUCCUCUUCUCUUGGUUUCAAAAAAAAAAAAAAAAGAACAAUCAUUUUCUCUCAUAUGUAAUAAAUAAAAUCAAUAGGUACUAACGUAAGUACGUGAAAACGAAAUAUUGGGGCAUUAGUAUUUCAAUGUAUUUGAAAUAGCCUAGUGGGAAAACGGACACCGUUGUCAUAUUAUUAAGAAACGAGAAUGCAACACUUUUUAUAUAUAGGUGGCUUCUUCGAUAGAUUCACUACUAUACAUUGCACUCAAAUAGUUUUAAGUUAUUAAAUUUUAGUUGGUAAAAUCCGUCUGAUAUGAUCAUAUAACAUAGAAUUACGUCAAUCAAUCUAUUAUGCUAACCUAUAUCUUCAAUUUUGAGCACUAACCUAAACCCUUAAAUUUCUAAACUAUAGAAGGGUCGUUUGAAUGGAUGAAUAAAUCAUUACUUGUUCAUGUGAUAUGUCAGUGUUGUUUCAGUGGUAAUUGGAUUAAAGUAUCUCGUUUGCUAGAACCAUGCAAAUGUGGUAUUUGGAAAAAACAGAGUGGUAAAAUGAGUUAUGUCGAAAUAACACGGGGUUAGGAGUUAUUUCAAAUAACUCACUUCCCAAAUAACUCAUUUCAGUAAAAUGCUAUCAAACGAGUUAUUCGUGUCCAAAUAACUCAUUGUGGGUUAUUUGAACCCAAAUAACUCACUCAAAUGCUUCAUCCAAACGAACCCAAAACUUUCAAAUCAAGGUAAUUUUGAAUGACUUUUCUGCAUAUUCAUAUAUUUUCUUAUUCAUCAUAUCACAAGUGAUGAUUGACAUCAAUUUGGUCUAUCGGAUAUUGGACUCCAAACGGUAGGCGGUUUUCGCAGUACAUAAUGGUUGAACAAGUUUUAUUAGAAAGCCUAUGUUUGUCCGGCUUUUAGAAGUUCAUUUAUGUUUAAAAAAAAAAGCAGGGUCAAACACCUCUAAAAGUUUGGUUUUGGAAAAGGUGAAAAGUGUUUUUGUAUAACAUAAAAGCAGAAGCUCUGAUUUGGAGCUUAUGCGAUAAACCUAUUUUGAAAAUACAAGAUUAUCCCUAUCAUAUUUUAAAUUUAUUUAAGAAAAUAUAAUUGUAUUUCAUAUAUAUCAUUUUAAAAAUAAAAUAAUUUAUAAAAUAAUAUUAAUCAACAUAAAAUAGAUCUAAUAAGAUCCAUUUUUGACUCAUUUUUAUUUAUAUUUUAUAUUAUAAAUCCUUUUUAGUAAUUUUACAUGAUCUUUUAUAUUAAAAAAUACUUCUAAUCGUUUUCAGCCCAACGAUGCUUUUUUUCAAAAUUACUUUUCUAAAAACUCAAACCAAAAACACAUUUGGCAAAAGUUAUAGUGGGACCAAACUAGCCCAAAAUACUCUACCACUAACAUUUCUGGUAUAGAUUCCGGUACGAUUUCAUACACAUUGGUUUAAACCUCCUGCUCCAGUCACUCUCCUCACAAUUGAACCAAUACUGGUUUGCACGGUAGUGUUGUAAAAUCUAACCAGUUGUUCGAUCGAAUGAUUGAAUGACAAUUGAACCAAUAUUAAUAGGCGGUUUUUAACCAUAUGAAAUGAUUAAAUGACAAUUAAAUUA